CGGCCCGCAAGGGCCGACGGGAACGGCGGCCGCACUAAAGAGGGCCGACAUGGCGGCGGCGGCGGCGGCUUCGCUUCGCCGAUCGGUGCUAGGCCCGCGGGGCAUGGGGCUUCCAGGUGCAAGUGCUCCGGGCCUGCUGGGCGGCGCGCGGCCCCGGCAUCUUCCAUUACGGACACCGCAGGCAGUGUCCUUGUCCUCGAAGUCUGGCCCUUCUCGAGGCCGAAAGGUGAUGCUGUCAGCGUUGGGCAUGCUGGCAGCAGGGGGUGCAGGGCUAGCUGUGGCCCUUCAUUCGGCGGUGAGUGCCAGUGACCUGGAGCUGCACCCCCCCAGCUACCCAUGGUCUCACCGUGGCCUCCUCUCCUCCUUGGACCACACCAGCAUUCGUAGGGGUUUCCAGGUAUACAAGCAGGUGUGCUCUUCCUGCCACAGCAUGGAUUAUGUGGCUUACCGCCACCUGGUGGGAGUGUGCUACACGGAGGAAGAAGCUAAGGCGCUGGCUGAGGAGGUGGAGGUCCAGGAUGGCCCUAAUGAGGAUGGGAAUAUGUUCAUGCGGCCAGGGAAGCUGUCUGACUAUUUUCCAAAACCAUACCCCAACCCUGAGGCUGCAAGAGCUGCUAACAAUGGAGCUUUACCCCCUGACCUCAGCUACAUCGUUCGAGCAAGGCACGGUGGUGAGGACUAUGUGUUUUCCUUGCUCACUGGCUACUGUGAACCUCCCACUGGGGUGUCAUUGCGAGAAGGCCUCUAUUUCAACCCUUACUUUCCUGGCCAGGCCAUUGGCAUGGCUCCUCCCAUCUACACAGAAGUCUUGGAGUAUGACGAUGGUACCCCAGCUACCAUGUCACAAGUAGCCAAGGAUGUUGCCACCUUCCUUCGCUGGGCAUCAGAGCCAGAGCAUGACCAUCGAAAACGCAUGGGACUCAAGGUAAAGGGUUGGGUAAGGGUCACAGUGGGCAACGAAAAAGGGUCUUUCCUGUGUAUCUUUUCUAAGCUUUCUUUGUUCCCAGAUGUUGUUGAUGAUGGGCUUGCUGCUGCCCCUGACCUAUGCCAUGAAGCGGCAUAAGUGGUCAGUCCUGAAGAGUCGAAAGCUGGCUUAUCGGCCACCCAAGUGACCCUGUUCAGUAUCUGCUUGUCAUCUUGCCUGAACAAGCUCUCAGCAGACCAGGAACAGUCCGAGGCCUUUCAGGCCUGGCCCCUUUUCAUCAGAUACCAGGGCCAGGAGACCAGACUCUUGCUUCUGAUCUUCCUUUAGCCUUCAUUGUGGGAAUAAAUUAAGUUUCUCAACACA
Molecule: messenger RNA, 1288 nt
Organism: Rattus norvegicus (Norway rat)
Lineage: Eukaryota; Metazoa; Chordata; Mammalia; Rodentia; Muridae
Source: RefSeq, a predicted model, not a curated record